CGACAUCAGUAUUUAAAAGACUAAGCAACGCUACUAGAAAUGUGUUCCGAAGAAGCAACGUGGUCCAACCCCGGAAUACAAAUGCCAAGAAAGCCACUGAUCCCACUGUGAAGAAAUUGGCAUAUACAUGGGGGAAAAAUAGAGACCAUUCAACAGAAAAGAAGAAAACUGUUAAUAAGAAAAAAGACCCUUCACCCUCAAAACAAGCAAAAGAAGAUGUACAAAAAGGGCAGAAAAAUAACCCACUGCUUGUGAAACCAAAGGGGAAGGUAACAGAUAAACAGAAAAUAGACCUAUCACCUGCAAAACAGAAGAAAAAAGAUCCAUUGCCCAAAAAACAGACUAAGGAUGUACCAAAAGGGCAAGGAACUAUGCCAAAGAAAAAAGACCUUUCGCCUGCAAAACAGGCAAAGGAUAAUGCACCAAGAGGACGGGAAACUGUUUGGAAAAAACAAGACCCAUCCUCUGCCAAAGAGAUAAAGACGAAUGUGCGAAAAGGACAGAAAAAAGAUAUUUCACCAGCAAAAAAGACAAAGGAUAAUAUAUCAAAGGGGAAGGGAACUAUGCAGAAGAAAAAGGACCCUUCACCUGCAAAACAGGCAAAUGCUAUUGUACCAAGGGUAUGGGAAACUGUGCAGAAGAAAAGAGACCCAUCACCCGCCAAACAACCAGAGAAGAAUGUACAAAAAUGGCAGAAACCAGAACAGCGCAAAAUAGAUCUUUCACCUGCAAAACAGGAAAAGCCAAUUUUAACAAGAGAGCAGGAAACUGUGCAGAAGAAAAUAGACCAGUCACCUGCAAAAGUGCAGGACACUGUCCGAAGGAUAAAUAUUUUGCCCGCAAAACCAAUAAAUACUUUACCAAAUAAGGAAAUAGCUGAAAAUGAGAGAAAGGUCCAGUUACGAAAAGAACAGAAAAAAGUUAUUCAGAAUCAAGACCUUUCACCUAUGAAUAAGAUAGAAAAACAGACACCUGAAAGGCAAAAUGCUGUGAAGCAGGAAAAAAACAAAGAACCACAGACAGGGAAAAAAUAUUUAAAGGUUCAAUUUGUGGAACCUUUAGAUAUUCCCAUUGCCAAGCCUCAAAAGCAGCCAGAGAAUCAGAAGUGUGUUAAACAGAGUUAUCUGACAAGUAUCCAAGACUACCGUCUUGGUCGUAUGCUAGGCAAAGGAAGUUUUGGCAGGGUGUUCCUGGCUCUGCAUAAACCUUCCAACAGAAACGUUGCCAUAAAAGCAUUAAGCAAGACCCAUAUUCUUAAUUCUGGUUUGACUAAAAAAGUUUUUCUCGAUUGA
This is a messenger RNA of Xenopus tropicalis (tropical clawed frog), 1292 nucleotides long. Its product is annotated as calcium-dependent protein kinase 2-like. Lineage: Eukaryota; Metazoa; Chordata; Amphibia; Anura; Pipidae. The record is from RefSeq and is a predicted model, not a curated record. Gene Ontology annotation, molecular function: nucleotide binding; ATP binding. The transcript has 7 exons. Bases 372 to 1292 code for a protein of 306 amino acids.